This is a messenger RNA of Cladocopium goreaui, 1002 nucleotides long. The record is from the annotation of a GenBank genome assembly. NCBI's taxonomy places the organism in Eukaryota, Dinophyceae, Suessiales, Symbiodiniaceae.
AUGGCGAGUUUGACGAUGGUGGGACCCACCCUGAGACAAUACGUCCAUCGCUAUGUACCCAAGUUGCUAAGCGCACAGCAUGUGCGCAAUUGGGCUGCUUGGAGUGAGUGGAAUCCCGUGGAUGGUCAAGCUUACCAGGCUUUAUUUCAGCAAAGGAUGACUGAACCGAGUGCCUACCUGGACUUUGCCGUUUCCCUUCGUGAACGGGACGAUUUGCCCAAGGACCUGCUCGCAGUGUUGCAGAAGGAUUUGGCCGGCGAGCUCUUGCGUCAAGCGGCCGAGAAAAGUGAGACCCUGCAGGUGGAGUCGGAGCCGUGGCCGCAGGAGCUGAAGGACCAGCUCAUCCAGGACCUCAACGAAUCCCUAAAGCUGAUGCAGGAAGGUCAAGCAGGUUUCGAGGACCCCAAGGAGAUCGAGAAGUUCAAGUGCCAGGCGCAUGAACUUAUCAUUGAAGUGCACCGUUCAGAGCUCUUCUGGGUCCGUUAUCAGCUCCUCUACAUCCGUGCCAAGUGUGCCGCUCUGCGACGUUGCGACCUCCCUGAAGCUCAAUCCAUCGGGCGGCGCAUGGCGGCGGCGGGCUUGCCCAGCGUGGGAGAGGAGGAGCUGCUGCUGCGUUCCAUCAACUGUGCUCGAGCUGUUUAUGAGGCCACCGCUGCAGCAGCUGAAUCGAUUCCGAGCAGCUUUGCGGACAAGUGCCAGCGUGAGUUGGCUGUGACCUUGGCUUCAGACCUGGCAGAUUUGGGAAUGGCACGCUAUAAGGCCAACGAUGAAGACCAGGCGCAGAAGUACAUGAGUGAAGCUUUGGGCACGCUUUCCAAGCCCAAGCUCGUUCUCGACAACUUUGAGAAAUUCAUCUUCCGCUCUACUGCGGAGAAGUUGCAUCAGGACAUCAAAGAUACGGCCUGCGCAGUGGAUGCACAGGUCUCUGCCGGCUCCUUGGAGCUCGCAGCUGCCAUCGACACAUUUAAAAAUCAGCAUGGCUCUGCCGAGCUUUGUGCAUAG